This is a messenger RNA of Ilex paraguariensis (yerba mate), 585 nucleotides long. The record is from the annotation of a GenBank genome assembly. NCBI's taxonomy places the organism in Eukaryota, Viridiplantae, Streptophyta, Magnoliopsida, Aquifoliales, Aquifoliaceae.
AUGGCUGACUCCUGCAUCUCCAGUUCUCUGAAGGCAACCUAUCCAUCAACUUCCCCAUUAAAGAUUCCAUUUUUAUCAUGCUUUUCUGCUUUGUGGGUCUACUCUAAGGUGGUUAUGUUAGGUGUUUCCUUUCUUGAGCAUGCGCAAAGGUAUAAUGAUGCUAUAAAUUUACUCCGGAGGUUGCUUAAUAAUUUUACUUCUGAUCGAAGAAGAGGAUAUUGGACUCUCAGGCUGUCAAUUGAUUUGGAGCAUGUGGGCCGUCUUGAUGAGAGUCUUUCGGUUGCUGAAGAUGGGAUACUAGAUCCAUGGGUUCGUGCUGGUUCUAGAGUUGCACUGCAAAUGCGGGUUCUGCGCUUGGGGAAACCUCCAAGACGCUGGAAAACUCCUAGUUAUUCAGACUCUGUCAAGCGGAAGAUUGCUGAGGUUCAUGUUCAAGGUAGACCAUUGAACUGUGAAACAGGGAUGAAGAGUAUAUUUUAUGGUCAAGAUGGAGAACAAUGUGGAGUAGAGCAGCUUGCUUUGGCAGUAUUAUUCUGGAGAGAAGGCGGUGGGAUGGUGUUCACACAGAGAGUGGCAUUUGGUUAA